Messenger RNA from Rosa chinensis, 1273 nucleotides. Its product is annotated as transcription factor bHLH94. Gene Ontology annotation, biological process: regulation of transcription by RNA polymerase II. Gene Ontology annotation, molecular function: RNA polymerase II cis-regulatory region sequence-specific DNA binding; protein dimerization activity; DNA-binding transcription factor activity, RNA polymerase II-specific. The record is from RefSeq and is a predicted model, not a curated record. The transcript is spliced from 3 exons. Bases 87 to 1106 code for a protein of 339 amino acids. NCBI's taxonomy places the organism in Eukaryota, Viridiplantae, Streptophyta, Magnoliopsida, Rosales, Rosaceae.
CUUUAAAAACCUCAUCCCCUUUCUCCAUCCCAACAAGACCAUAUAUCCGGCCUAUCGUCAAUUAGCCAAAGAUCACUCUAACUAACAUGGCGCUAGACGCCGUCGUUUUCCCUCAAGAUCCUUUUACUUACACUACUAACAAAGACCUCUACAACUUGUUAGCAGGGAAUUGGAGCUGUGAUGAUCAUGAUGAUCAUCAGCAGCAGCAUCUGCUGCAAGAAGCCUCUUUUGAUUUUCUCGGCAACCAAACAGAUCACCAUUUCACGACUUACUGCUCACCUCCUUCAAUCGUUCCGCAUUUCGACGAUUUGCAGCUCUCCAAUCCAAACCCAGAUGGUUCAACCGACUUUGAUCAAGCUCAGUUACAACUUCCAUUAGUGGAGGAUACUGGUCCGACGACCACCAUUCGUCCGAAACGGCGGCGUGCCAAGAGCAAAAAGAACAAGGAGGAGAUUGAGAACCAGAGAAUGACGCACAUUGCUGUUGAGCGCAACAGAAGAAAACAAAUGAAUGAGUAUCUCUCUGCCCUUCGAUCUAUAAUGCCCGAUUCAUAUGUCCAGAGGGGUGACCAAGCAUCAAUCAUUGGGGGUGCUAUUAACUUUGUGAAGGAGCUAGAGCAACAAGUGCAAUUCCUCGGUGCUCAAAAGCCAAACAAUAACAAUUCGGAUUUGCCUUUCUCAGACUUCUUUAGCUUUCCACAAUACUCAUCAUCAACAACUAGUACCAGUACUAGUACUGGUCAUCAGACUAGUCAUGAAAAUCGAUACGAUUCUGAUCAGAGGCCGUCGGUUGAGCACAAGUACGCGGCGGACAUGAAUGUGAGGGUUGCAGCAGACAUUGAGGUGACUAUGGUGGAGAGCCAUGCAAACCUCAAGGUCAGAUCCAAAAGGGUUCCGAAGCAGCUCUUGAAGUUUGUUUCUGGGUUGCACACACUGCGCCUGACCAUUCUUCACCUCAAUGUUGCCACUGUUGACGAAAUUGUCCUCUAUUCUCUAAGUGUCAAGGUAGAAGAGGACUGCGCGUUGACUUCAGUGGAUGAAAUUGCGACAGCUGUGUAUCAGAUGCUAGCUAGGAUUCAGGAAGAGGCUAUGUUGCAUUUGAAUUGAUCAUCAUCAAAAUCCCCUCCUUUUUAGUUAAAAUGAAUUCAUCCUUUAAUUUAAGCCUCAAACUUGUAGUCUUUGAAUGGAAUUUGUCAUAAUAAUUGUCUUCUGCUGGGGGCAUGCAUGAGCUCUUAUUGUACUAGAAGUACUCAGAUAUCUCCAACAUAUGAAGU